AUGGACUCUGCUUUGGCAAGCACUCGACCUAUCGCGCUUGAGGUGGAGGCUAUCUGCCACGCCUUCGUAAAUGCGGUCGACCAGCGUACGCUGUCGAUACACGAUCCUGUAUGGCGCCACAUGGCACCUGUCUUCCGUGCAGACGCCGACUUCCCAGGCCAGAACCGAGAGCUGGAUCUUCCGGGCUUACUUGACACCAUCCAAGGCAUCAUCAAUGCUGAUCCAGGACAUCACAUGCGAAUCUUGACCCUCAAUACGGAGGUCGACACAUCUCGUAGACAGGCCAGCGUCUACAUGACCACAGAGAUUCAUGGUGUACCGGCCGGAGUGGUCAGGCAGAACGUUGCUGUCUUCGAGUUCCGAGAACGGGAUGGCCAGUGGCGUGGCGCUCGAUAUCGAGGUCUUCGUGGAAUGGGUGGCCUGCAGAGUGGCUUUGGCGGGUUCUGA
Messenger RNA from Fulvia fulva, 447 nucleotides. RefSeq lists its product as uncharacterized. The transcript has a single exon. NCBI's taxonomy places the organism in Eukaryota, Fungi, Ascomycota, Dothideomycetes, Mycosphaerellales, Mycosphaerellaceae. The record is from RefSeq and is a predicted model, not a curated record. The coding region runs from base 1 to 447 and encodes 148 amino acids.